Molecule: messenger RNA, 717 nt
Organism: Cordyceps militaris CM01
Lineage: Eukaryota; Fungi; Ascomycota; Sordariomycetes; Hypocreales; Cordycipitaceae
Product: Cupin, RmlC-type
Exons: 1
Coding region: 1-717 (238 amino acids)
Source: RefSeq, a predicted model, not a curated record
AUGAGCACCGACGAUAUCCCAUCCGUUGUCACACGGCCCCUUCCCAACGCAGUCACGUACGACCUCACCGUGCGCGACCGUGUGACAAUAACACUGCCUCCCCAUUCGGCCUGGUCCAGCGGCCUGCACUGGCACGAGGACCACGACGAGUACCUUGCAGUCGUACAGGGCCGCAUCCACGUCAAGCUGGGCGACGAGGAGUGCAUUGUCAACGCGGGCCAGCCCGAGGUCCAUAUUCCGCGGCAUGCGUGGCAUAGCUGGCGGCGCGCGGAGGCGGAUGGCAACGACGUCGUGGUCGUGGAGAGAACGGAACCUGCCGACUUGCAAAAGGCAGUAUUUUUUUGGAAUUUGAACGGUGUGGUGCUGGAUGCGCCUGCUUUGGACGCCAAGAUGACGAGGCUGCCGUCGUGGUUGAGGGGCUUACUGGUGGACUGGUGGGUUACGAUGAGCCUUUUUGUCAUUUUCCAUCACCUUGACAACUGGCCUGUACUGGUAAAUGUCCCCGAGAUAUUGCGGCCGCUUGUACCUGGCCUCGGACAGAGCAUGGUGUCGCAGGUUUCACAGAAGGUGGACUGGCUCUGCACGCACACUACCUUGGGGCUGGCGACCUUGGUCGGUCGAUUGUUUGGUGUUGCGCCUGUUCAGCGGCGAUAUACGCCAGCGUCCAUUUUUGCGCAGUGGGGUGACGGCCAAGACAAGAACAAGAAGAUUUCCUGA